AAGAACAAAGGAUUCGGGUCAGUACCCGGUGUCCAGCCCUAGAGAGAAUAAGCCAGGCACGGGAGAGGCUUCGUAGCUGCAGAUAAAACCCCCCGGAGUUAUUGUUGUGGAGAUUUUCGAGGUGAAGCUGACAUUUCAGUAGUUGGUUGCAUCAUAUCAUGCACGUUGCGGGACUGGAGGCGAGCACCCGCGUCACAUGCCCAGGCUUUCAUCAGGACACCUUGCUUAAAAGCCUUCAUUUAGCACAUCAGCUUAAAUACGACAUCUGUCCUUGCUGACGUUAUGGUUUCUGAUUUCUGAUUUCUGAAAUCUCUUUGUACACUUCCCAGACCAAGAAAUAGGGACCACCGCUUCAAUUAACCAUGUGGCAGCCCAGCUCUGCGUUUCUUCUCGUCGCAUCGCUUCUGGCAGCUCUGCCUGUCAAUGCUGAUGGGCUGUAUACUAAGAAAUCCCCUGUAUUGCAGGUCAAUCAGAAAGAUUAUGCCCAGCUGAUUGCUCAUUCCAAUUAUACCUCCAUUGUAGAAUUCUACGCCCCAUGGUGCGGUCACUGCAAGAACCUGAAACCCGCCUACGAGAAAGCCGCAAAGAACCUCGAAGGGCUUGCCAAGGUCGCAGCCGUCAACUGUGAUGAGGACGCGAAUAAACCCUUCUGUGGACAGAUGGGUGUGCAGGGGUUCCCUACUUUGAAGAUUAUCACCCCCUCUAAGAAGCCCGGCAGGCCCCGUGUAGAAGAUUACCAGGGUCCCCGGACCGCAAAGGGGAUUGUCGACGCGGUGGUGGACAAGAUUCCCAACCACGUGGCGAGAGUUACAGACAAGGGUCUAGACGAGUGGCUCUCCAAGGAUGAGGAGCUGCCAAAAGCCAUUCUCUUCACUGAGAAGGGCACCACGAGCGCUCUGAUCCGAGCCGUUGCUAUCGAAUUCCUGGGUGGCCUUAAGGUCGCCCAGAUCCGGAGCAAGGAGAGUAGCGCGGUGGAGAAAUUUGGUAUCACCGGGUUCCCUGCGUUAGUGCUUCUCCCGGGAGGCGAGAAGGAAGCCAUCAUCUACGACGGCGAGCUUAAGAAGGGGCCCAUAGUCGAGUUCCUCAGCCAAGCCGCGACGCGUAACCCCGAUCCUGCCCCCGCCAAGGCAAAACCCAAGUCCAAGGCCUCCUCCUCCUCCUCCUCCUCCUCCUCGUCCACAAACAAACCAACCGACAAACCCGCACCCGACAACGAGGAAUCCAAGAGCACAGCUCCCACAUCCACUCCAGCGCCGCCAGCACCGCCGCCGGAAAUCCCAAUCCUCUCCACCGCGGAAGCCCUUGAAGUCGCCUGUCUCGGCCCCAAAUCCGGUACCUGUGUCCUAGCCCUUCUUCCCGAAGCAGAAGAGCCUUCCCCCAACUCCGAGGAAACGUUGAAGAGCCUUGCCGAGAUCGCAGAUAAACACGCCAAACGCCACGCUAAUCUCUUCCCUAUCUAUAACAUCCCCGCCGCCAACAGCGGAGCUAAGACGCUUCGAACCACGCUCCUUGGGUUGUCCGAGGACGCGCAAGGAGUCGAGGUCAUCGCCUUGAAUGCGCGACGAGGUUGGUGGAGACGGUAUGACCCGUCUGAGAGCGCGGACUAUAGCGCCGUCCGGGUCGAGGCCUGGAUUGAUGCGAUUAGACUUGGGGAGGGAUCGAAGAAUAAGUUGCCAGACGGGGUUGUUGUUGUGAAGGAGGAGGAGGAGGAGGCUGCUGAUCAUGACGAGCUGUAACUUUACCAUCGUUACCAUGAUCAUGAAAUUUUAUUGUGAUAGCUGGAUUUAGGAACUGAGGAUACUGAGUUCGGUAACUUAGUGCCUAGUAGUACCUAGUAGAGUAAUAUGUGUAUCUAUGUCUCAUACAAGACCGAAAUAAAGUAACAGCCAAAAACAGAAAAGCUGGUGCAGGGAUGGGAACCGAACAAAGCGAAAGGAAAUCAAGAGAAUAAAUAGGUCGGUAUAAGGGAAAAGCAGAAAACAAUCACAUCUGCGUAACGAAUCCCAGGAAUUAUUCCAGUUGCAUUUGGUUAUAUAUAUGUGCCCAAAAACAAUCAACACCACCAUCUAG
Messenger RNA from Aspergillus ochraceoroseus IBT 24754, 2070 nucleotides. RefSeq names its product putative disulfide isomerase. Gene Ontology annotation, biological process: response to endoplasmic reticulum stress. The coding region runs from base 363 to 1736 and encodes 457 amino acids. Gene Ontology annotation, molecular function: protein disulfide isomerase activity; protein-disulfide reductase activity. The transcript has 3 exons. The record is from RefSeq and is a predicted model, not a curated record. Gene Ontology annotation, cellular component: endoplasmic reticulum lumen. NCBI's taxonomy places the organism in Eukaryota, Fungi, Ascomycota, Eurotiomycetes, Eurotiales, Aspergillaceae.